Molecule: messenger RNA, 9519 nt
Organism: Macaca mulatta (Rhesus monkey)
Lineage: Eukaryota; Metazoa; Chordata; Mammalia; Primates; Cercopithecidae
Gene: ADGRG4
Product: adhesion G protein-coupled receptor G4
Biological process (GO): adenylate cyclase-activating G protein-coupled receptor signaling pathway; cell surface receptor signaling pathway
Cellular component (GO): plasma membrane
Molecular function (GO): G protein-coupled receptor activity
Source: RefSeq, a predicted model, not a curated record
AGGAAAAAAGCUGGAUUUUUUUGGAAGAGGUGACACAUAUGUAAGCCUGAUAGAUACCAUUCCUGAACUCAGCCGAUUCACAGCAUGCAUUGAUCUGGUAUUCAUGGAUGACAACUCAAGGUAUUGGAUGGCCUUCUCCUAUAUUACAAAUAACGCCCUCCUGGGCAGAGAAGACAUAGACCUUGGACUUGCAGGAGACCAUCAGCAGCUAAUACUAUACAAAUUGGGAAAGACCUUUUCUAUCCGUCACCACCUGGCUUCAUUUCAAUGGCAUACAAUAUGCUUGAUAUGGGAUGGUGUGAAGGGCAGAUUAGAACUUUUCCUGAAUAAAAAAAGGAUACUGGAAGUAACGGAUCAACCACACAACCUGACACCUCAUGGGACUCUAUUCCUAGGGCACUUUCUCAAGAAUGGGAGCAGCGAGGUUAAAAGCAUGAUGCAUAGCUUUCCUGGCAGCUUGUACUACUUUCAACUCUGGGACCACAUCCUGGAUAACGAAGAGUUUAUGAAGUGUUUAGAUGGAAAUGUAGUUAGUUGGGAAGAAGACGUUUGGCUUGUCAACAAGAUCAUCCCAACUGUUGACAGGACACUGCGCUGCUUUGUUCCUGAAAAUAUGACAAUUCAAGGAAAAAGUACAACUGUUUCACAACAAAUAGAUAUGACCACUCCAUCCCAAAUUACUGGAGUAAAACCACAAAAGACUGCACAUUCCUCUGCAGUGUUGUCUCAAAGCAUACCUAUAUUUGCAACUGAUUACACAACCAUAUCAUAUUCCAAUGCAACAUCUCCACCUCUGGAAACAAUGACUGCACAAAAGAUCUUAAAGACACCGGUAGAUGAGACAGCUACAUUUGCAGUAGAUGUUUUAUCAACUUCAUCAGCCAUCUCUCUGCCUACCCAGAGUAUAUCCAUAGACACUACUACCAAUUCCAUGAAAAAAACGAAAUCCCCAUCUUCAGAAAGCACAAAGACAACAAAAAUGACUGAAGCCAUGGCUACUAAAAUCUUGCAACCACCUACACCUUCUAAUUUCCUAUCCACAUCCAGAUUUACCAAGAAUUCAGUUGCAUCUACAACUUCAGCAAUGAAAUCUCAGUCGGCUGUUACGAAGACAACAUCUUUAUUUUCAAUUAUUGAGUCAACAUCUAUGUCUACAACACCUUGUCUCAAACAAAAAUCCACAAAUAUUGGGGCACUCCCUAUCUCCAGAGCUGACCAGGAGUUCAUUGAAUCUACAGCUGCUGAAACUGUACCUUGGUUUACAAUGGAAAAGACUUCACCUGCAGCUACUCAUGUUGGGACUGCAUCAGCAUUCCCACCUGAGUCUGUGCUCAUCUCCACAGCUGCUCCAGUAGAUUCUGUAUUUCCUAGAAACCAGACAGCAUCUCCAUUGGCAACAACUGAUAUGAAAAUAGCAUUUACAGUCCAUUCAUUAACUCUCCCAACUAGGUUUAUUGAGACCACGCCUGCCCCAAGGACAGCUGAAACAGAAUUGACAUCUACAAAUUUUCAGGAUGUGUCUUUAUCCAGAGUGGAAGAUGCCAUGUCUACCUCCAUGUCUAAAGAGACCUCCUCUAAGACGCUUUCUUCCUUAAGAUCCUUUUCAUUUACUGGGACUGAGAGUGUACAGACAGUUAUUGAUGCUGAAGCUACACAUACAGCCUUAACUCCUGAAAUCACACUUGCGCCUACAGUGGCUGAAACUAUGCUUUCCUCCACAAUCACAGGACGAGUUUGUACCCAGAAUACACCUACAGCUGAUGGACACAUGCUUACUUUGAUUUCCACUAGAUCAGCUUCCACAUCCAAGGCACCUGAGUCAGGUCCAACAUCCACAACUGAUGAAGCUGCCCAUCUGUUCUCCAGCAAUGAGACCAUUUGGACUUCCAGGCCAGACCAGACCCUGCUGAUAUCUAUGAACACAACCACCAUACUCACAUUUGUGCCUAAUGAAAAUUUUACAUCAGCAUUUCAUGAGAGUGCUACUCAUACAGAACAUUUAUCUACAACUACCAAUAUCAUCCCACUGAAAGCAUCUCCAGAGGGCGAAGGUACCACUACCACUGAUGCUACUACCGCCAGAUAUACAACAGCUGUAUCCAAAUUGGCAUCACCAUGGUUUUCUAAUUUCUCCAUAGUUUCUGGAACCACAUCCAUAACCAGUAUGCCUGAAUUUAAACUUACCACCUUACCACUAAAAACAAUCCCUAUGUCUGCAAAACCUGCAAAUGAACUUCCUUUGACACCAAGGGAGACUAUUGUUCCAUCAGUAGAUAUAAUAUCUACUCUUGCUUACAUUCAACCAAAUUUUUCUACUGAGGAAAGUGCUUCUGAAACCACACAAACAGAAAUAAAUGGUGCAAUUGCAUUUGAAGAUACAACGACCCCUGUACCAAGGUCAGCAACAACACAAAGAUUUAAUGCCACUGUGACAAGAAAAGAAGCAACUUCCCAUUAUCUUAUGGGAAAAUCAACUAUAGCAGCAGUGGCUGAGGUUUCUCCAUUUUCAACAAUGCUGGAAGUGAAAAAUGAAUCAGCACAAAUGGUGACAGCUUCUGUCGCUGUUUCCUCUUUUCCUGAGAUAGAAAAGCUAAGUACCCCAUUGGAUAAUAAAACUGCAACAAGUGAGGUGAGAGAAAGUUGGCUUUUGACAAAAUUGGUGAAAACCACACCUAGGAGUUCAUACAAUGAAACGACAGAAAUGUUUAAUUUUAACCACACCUAUGUAGCACACUCGACUUCAGAGACAUCUGAGGGAAUUUCAGCUGGAUCUCCCACUUCUGGGAGCACACAUAUAUUUGGUGAACCCCUGGGUGCUUCUACCACAAGGAUAUCAGAAACCAGUUUCCCCACAACCCCUACAGACAGGACAGCUACGUCCUUGUCUGAUGGUAUCUUACCUCCACAGCCUACAGCUGCUCAUUCGUCAGCAACCCCUAUGCCUGUUACUCAUAUGUUCUCAUUGCCAGUUAAUGGCAGCUCUGUAGUGUCUGAGGAGACUGAGGUUACCAUGUCUGAGGAGACUGAGGUUACCAUGUCUGAGCCUUUUACACUGGUCAGGGCUUUUUCUACAUCUGUGCUUUCAGAUGUCUCAAAUCUAUCGUCAACUACAAUGACCACAGCAUUGGUACCACCUUUGGAUCAGACUGCUUCCACAACCAGUGAUAUUGUGCCUACCCACGGAGACUCGAUUCAUACCACUUCAGAGGCCACAGUAAUCUCUGUCAGGAAGACAUCCACGGCAGUUCCUUCUCUGACAGAAACACCAUUUCCUUCACUGAGACUCUCCACUCCUGUGACAGCUAAGGCUGAAACCACCCUUUUCUCCACCUCAGUUGAUACAGUUACCCCAUCUACAAACACUCUUGUCUGCUCAAAACCUCCCCCUGACAACAUUCCUCCUGCGUCCUCCACUCAUGUUAUCUCAACUACAUCUACACCAGAAGCAACUCAACCCAUAUCUCUAGUAGAAGAGACUUCUACCUAUGCUCUCAGCUUCCCAUAUACUUACAGUGGUGGUGCAGAUGUUGCCAACUUGGCUACUGGCACCGCAGAGACCUCUGUUGUUGAUGAGACCGCACCCUCACACAUCUCUGCCAAUAAGCUUACUACUUCAGUAAACAGUCACAUUUCUCCACCUGUCACACAUCGUGUACACACACCAGUGUCCACCCACUUGGUGACUAGCACCUCUAUCUUAUCUUCUGAUGAAGACCAGAUGACCAUAUCCCUGGGAAAAACCCCUAGAACUACGGAGGUGACAGAAAUGUCCCCAUCAAAUAAUUUUUUUAUUUCAUACUCCCGGGGUACUCCAUUUUUGGAAAUGACAGAUACAGGAUUUCCUGAGACCACAAUAAUUUCCAGUCACCAAACACAUUUGCCUUCAGAGAUUCCACUUGGGACUCCCUCUGAUGGAAAUUCGGCUUCAUCUCCCACUUCUGGAAGUACACAGAUUACACCUACCUUGACCUCAAGUAACACAGUAGACGUUCACAUUCCAGAAAUGUCUACCAGUCUUGGGAAAACAGCUCUCCCCUCACAAGCUCUGACAAUCACCACUUUUUUGUCUCCUGAAAAGGAAAGCACUAGUGUUUUUCCAGCAUAUACUCCCAGGACCGUGGAAAUGAUAGUAAACUCCACCUAUGUGACUCACUCUGUCUCAUAUGGCCAGGAUACUUCAUUUGUAAAUACCACAACUUCCAGCUCAGCCAGAAUAUCAAAUCCUAUGGACAUCAACACAACUUUUUCACACUUGCAUUCACUUAGGACACAACCUGAGGUGACUUCAGUUGCCUCUUUCAUUUCUGAAAGCACACAGACUUUCCCUGAGUCCUUGUCUCUUUCCACAGCUGGACUAUAUAAUGACAGUUUUACAGUUCUCUCCGACAGGAUCACUACAGCCUUUUCCAUUCCAAAUGUACCUACAAUGCUUCUUAGAGAAUCCUCUAUGGCAACCUUCACUCCUAUUUACCAGAUGUCCUCAUUGCCAGUUAGUGUAACUGCCUUCACCUCCAAAAAGGUUUCUGACACUCCCCCAAUACUGAUCACUAAAUCUUCUAAAACAAUGCAUCCAGGUUGUUUGGAAAGUCCCUGUACAGCCACUUCUGGGCCUAUGUCUGAGAUGUCCUCAAUGUCAGCUAAUGACUCUGCUUUCACACCUGCAACAGUCUCUUCUGACACUUCCACAACAGUUGGGUUAUUCUCUACUUUAUUGUCUUUGGUUACCCCCAGGAUUACUAUGACCAUGCAGACAUCUACAUUGGAUGUCACACCUGUGACAUAUGCUGGGCCUACUUCAAAAAGCAAAAUGGUUUCCUCUGCUUUCACUACAGAAAUGAUAGAGGUACCUUCCAGGAUCACACCUACAACCUUUCUCUCUCCAACAGAGCCAACUUUCCCCUUUGUAAAAACCGUUCCCACCACUAUUAUGGCUGGGAUAGUGACUCCAUUUGUAGGUACCACUGCCUUUUCUCUACUCAGUUCUAAGAACACUGGAGCUAUUUCCUCCAUUCCAAAGACCACAUUUUCACCAUUUCUAUCAGCAACUCAACAGUCAUCACAAGCAGAUGAGGCUACAACUUUGGGCAUAUUAUCUGGAAUUACUAAGAGGUCCCUAUCUACUGUGAACAGUGGUAUGGGGGUAGCUCACACAAAUACAUAUUCCAGAACCACUGCUCCUGAAAAUAUGCUUUCACCUACUCAUGCAGAUAGUCUCCAUACUUCCUUCAAUAUUCAGGUUUCCCCAUCUCUGACUAGCUUUAAGAAUACUUCUGGAGCCACAAAAAAUGUUAAAACAACCACCACUUACCUUUCUUCUAAUACUAGAAAGAUGACUUCCUUGUUAGAAAAGACUUCCUUAACAAAUCAUGCCACAUCUUUGAAUACCCCUGUUUCAUACACUCCAUGGACCCCAUCCAGUGCAACUCCACCCUCUUUGGCAUCAUUUCUUUAUUCACCUCAUAGUAGUGAAGCUGAGUUCUCUACUCCAGAGACCUCUCCUCCUCCCACAUCCCACAUGGUUGAAUUUCCAGUUCUGGGAACAAGAAUCACAUCUAGUAAUACCCAACCUCUGCUUAUGACUUCCUGGAGCAUACCCACAGCUGAAGGUUCUCAGUUUCCAAUUUCCACCACUAUUCAUGUACCUACAUCCAAUGGGAUGGAAACAGAGACUCUACACCUUGUUCCUGGGCCUUUGUCAACAUUCACAGCCUCUCAGACUGGUCCAGUAUCUAAAGAUGUCAUGGCAAUAUCAUCAAUUCCUAUGUCAGGAAUUCUUCCUACCAAUAGGCUUUCUGAGAACCCUUCAUUAUCAACACCCUUAAGAGCUAUCACUCCCACAUUGGCUGACGUUAAGCACACAUUUGAGAAAAUAACCACAUCUGUAACUCCUGGGACCACACUCCCAUCAAUUCUUUCUGGUGCCAUUUCAGGAUCUGUAAUUUCAAAGGCUACUACUUCACCCAUUCUGACAAGGCUCUUAUCUAGUCUCCCUUCUGGCUCCCCUCUGGCAACUGUAUCUAAUGCCCCUCAUGUUAUGACUUCCUCUACAGUAAAGGAGUCAAAAUCAACAUUUCUGACAUCUGACAUGAUAUCAGUGCACCCAUUCACUAACUUGACAACACUACCCUCUGCUACUAUGAGCACCAUACUCACCCAAACCAUUCCUACACCUACACUGGGUGGUAUCACUACUGGCUUCCCAACUUCUCUCCCUAUGUCUAUAAAAGUCACAGAUGACAUUGUGUACAUUUCCACACACCCUGAGGCAUCCUCCGGAACCACAGUAACUGCCAACCCCAGGACUGUGCCUCAUCCUUCAUCCUUUAGCAGAAAGACUAUGUCACGUUCUACAACUGACCACACUCUAUCUAUUGGUUCCAUGCCUCUGCCUAGCUCUACAAUAACAUCUUCAUGGGGCAGAAUUCCAGCAGCAUCAUCACCCUCUACCUUGAUUAUUCCUAAGCCCACACUGGACUCCCUUCUAAAUAUAAUGACUACUAAAACCACUGUUCCUGGAGCCUCAUUUCCACUAAUAUCCACUGGGGUGACACAUCCUUCUACAGCAACUGUGUCUUCACCAAUAUCGUCCUUUUUUGAGACAACUUGGCUGGACUCCACACCUUCCUUUCUAUCUAUGGAAGCAUCACCUUCGCCUAUUGCCACCAAGUUCACAGUUUCCUUCUACAAUGUUGAAAUGAGCUUCUCUGUCUUUGUUGAAGAGCCAAGGAUCCCUAUUACCAGUGUUAUAAAUGAAUUUACAGAAAAUUGGUUGAAUUCUAUAUUUCAGAACAGUGAAUUUUCUCUUGCUAAUCUGGAAACCCAAAUUAAAAGCAGGGACAUUUCAGAGGAAGAGAUGGUCAUGGAUCGAGCUAUUUUGGAACAGAGAGAAGGACAAGAAAUGGCUACAAUUUCCUAUGUACCAUACAGCUGUGUUUGUCAGGUCAUCAUAAAAGCCAGCUCUUCCUUAGCAUCCUCGGAAUUGAUGAGCAAAAUCAAAAGUAAAAUACAUGGCAACUUCAUGCAUGGAAACUUCACACAAGAUCAAUUGACGUUAUUAGUAAACUCUGAGCAUGUUGCAGUGAAAAAACUAGAGCCUGGAAAUUGCAAAGCUGAUGAAACAGCCUCCAAAUACAAAGGGACUUAUAAGUGGCUAUUAACCAACCCUACGGAGACAGCCCAAACUAGAUGCAUAAAAAAUGAGGAUGGAAACGCCACAAGAGUCUGUUCAAUCAGCAUCAACACGGGCAAAUCUCAGUGGGAAAAGCCAAAGUUUAAACAAUGCAAAUUGCUUCAGGAACUUCCUGACAAGAUUGUGGAUCUUGCUAAUAUUACCAUAAGUGACGAGAAUGCUCAGGAUGUUGCAGAGCAUAUUUUAAAUUUGAUAAAUGAAUCCCCAGUCCUGGAUAAAGAAGAGACAAAGAUUAUUGUUUCUAAAAUAUCAGAUAUUUCACAAUGUGAUGAGAUAAGUAUGAACCUAACCCAUAUUGUAUUACAAAUAAUCAACGUUGUUUUGGAAAAGCAAAACAAUUCAGCCUCUGAUCUGCAUGAAGUAAGCAAUGAAAUUCUGAGGAUAAUUGAGCGUACUGGUCACAAGAUGGAGUUUUCUGGGCAGAUAGCAAAUCUGACAGUGGCCGGGCUGGCUUUGGCUGUGCUGCAGGUGGACCACACGUUUGAUGGCAUGGCCUUCAGCAUUCACUCCUAUGAAGAAGGCACAGACCCUGAGAUUUUCCUAGGCAAUGUCCCUGUGGGAGGGAUUUUGGCUUCCAUAUAUUUGCCUAAAUCACUGACGGAGAGAAUUCCUCUUAGCAACUUACAAACGAUCUUGUUUAAUUUCUUUGGCCAAACUUCACUCUUUAAGACCAAAAACAUCACUAAAGCAUUAACCACAUAUGUUGUGAGUGCCAGCAUUUCAGAUAUGUUUAUUCAAAACUUAGCUGACCCAGUGGUUAUCACUCUGCAGCAUAUUGGAGGAAACCAGAAUUAUGGUCAAGUUCACUGUGCCUUUUGGGAUUUUGAGAAUAAUAAUGGGCUGGGUGGAUGGAAUUCAUCAGGCUGUAAAGUAAAGGAAACAAACGUAAAUUACACAAUCUGUCAGUGUGACCAUCUCACCCAUUUUGGAGUCUUAAUGGAUUUAUCCAGAUCUACAGUGGAUACAGUGAAUGAACAGAUAUUAACGCUUAUAACAUACACCGGAUGUGGAAUCUCCUCCAUUUUCCUGGGUGUUGCAGUGGUGACAUACAUAGCUUUUCACAAACUUCGAAAAGAUUAUCCUGCCAAAAUUCUGAUCAACCUGUGCAUAGCACUACUGGUGCUAAACCUGGUAUUUCUGGUCAAUUCUUGGUUGUCAUCAUUUCAGAAGGCGGGAGUUUGUAUCACAGCUGCAGUGGCACUUCAUUACUUCCUGCUUGUUUCUUUUACUUGGAUGGGCCUGGAGGCAGUCCACAUGUAUUUGGCUCUAGUCAAAGUCUUCAACAUAUACAUUCCAAAUUAUAUACUUAAAUUUUGUCUAGUUGGUUGGGGAAUCCCAGCAAUCAUGGUGGCAAUCACAGUCAGUGUGAAAAAAGAUCUGUAUGGAACUCUGAGCCCAACAACUCCAUUUUGUUGGAUUAAAGAUGAUUCUAUCUUUUACAUCUCAGUGGUGGCUUAUUUUUGCCUCAUAUUUCUCAUGAAUCUCUCCAUGUUCUGCACUGUUCUUGUUCAACUGAAUUCUGUGAAAUCCCAAAGCCAGAAGACUCGUCGGAAGAUGAUCCUGCAUGACCUCAAAGGCACAACGAGCCUGACAUUCUUACUUGGCCUCACCUGGGGGUUUGCCUUUUUUGCCUGGGGACCUGUGAGAAUCUUUUUCUUGUAUCUUUUUGCCAUUUUUAACACUUUGCAAGGAUUCUUCAUUUUUGUGUUUCACUGUGUGAUGAAGGAGAGUGUGCGGGAGCAGUGGCAGAUACACCUCUGUUGUGGGUGGUUGCGAUUGGAUAACUCUUCUGAUGCGAGCAGCCGGUGUCAGAUAAAAGUUGGAUAUAAACAGGAGGGACUAAAGAAAACCUUUGAGCACAAACUGUUGACACCAUUCCUCAAGUCAACUGCAACUAGCUCCACUUUCAAAUCUUUAGGCUCUGCACAAGGCACACCUUCAGAAAUAAGCUUUCCAAAUGAUGAUUUUGACAAAGAUCCUUACUGUUCCUCUCCUUGAGUUGUGAAGUUGUGCCUAAUUAUGUAAAAAGAAUAUAAUACCUGUGGAAAUAAAAAUGAAUUCCAAGUGUAUACUUGCUCAGCUGAUGGGCACACCAAAAUCUCACAAAUCACCACUAACGAAUGUACUCAUGUAACCAAAUACUACCUGUUCCACCAAAACCUAUGGAAAUUUUAAAAAUUAAAAAUAAAAAUAAAAACAAAAAUCCCAAAAUGAAUUCCAUUCACAAACAGAAUUUUUCAAUAAAUCCCAGUAGAGAAAAUGAGAUGGGCGGAGCAAGAUGGCCGAAUAGGAACAGCUCCAGUCUCCAACUCCCAGCGCGAGCGACACAG